UGAACUGACAGCUGUGUGAAAACAUGUGUGCUCACUGCUCCCUCAGUCAGUGUUAGCUGCGAGCUGAUGGCAGAGCACAGUCAGUGACCAACAGCUAACCAGGUGCUACAUCCCUCAACGCGUUGGAUAACCUUUGACCUGCUUCACCUGUCCCGGGGUCAGUUAGUCGGAGAACCAGCGAGGAGCGCGAGCGUUAACACUGUGGCGGUGCUGCUAAUUAUAAGCUAACGUCAGCUAACUCAAAAAUGGCCACUGUUUCAAUUCCUGCUGGGACCAGUGCACUCUUGCUGGAUAUCGAAGGAACAACAACACCCAUCACAUUUGUAAAGGAUAUCUUAUUUCCGUACAUCAGGGAGCAUCUUGAGGAGUACCUGUCCAAUCACUGGGAGGAAGACGAGUGCAAACAAGAUGUUCAUCUCCUAAAGAAACAGAUUGAAGAGGACAUGAGACAGAACCGGUCGGGCCCUGUCCACGCCGUGGACCAGACGGUUCACACGGACGAGGAGAAGGCCAUUAGGGAAGUGGUGGAUAAUGUGCUGUGGCAGAUGGCUGCAGACAGGAAGUCGACAGCACUCAAACAGCUCCAGGGUCACAUGUGGAGGUCAGCGUAUGCUUCUGGGAGAAUCAAAGGCGAGGUCUACCAGGAUGUAAUCCCAUCCAUCAAGAGAUGGAGAGAACAGGGACUCAAAGUGUUCAUUUACUCCUCUGGAAGUGUGGAGGCACAGAAACUGCUGUUUGGAUACUCUGUGGAAGGAGAUGUUUUAGAUUUAUUAGACGGUCACUUUGACACCAGUAUAGGAGCUAAAGUGGACAGCAAAAGCUACGAGAGGAUUGCUGAGAGGAUCGGCUGUCAACCGGAGGAAAUCACAUUCCUGACCGACGUCACUCGAGAGGCUAAAGCAGCUGAAGAAGCCGGGGUGAACGUGGUGGUGGUGGUCAGGCCUGGAAACAUGGAGCUGACGGAUGACGAGAGGGCCCACUACAGCCUCGUCACAUCCUUUAGCCAACUUGAACUGACGGGACGUGCUUAACGCAGAGCGUGGAGGACGGCAGGGAGAACUUCUGAUUUCAUACUGACCUGUUCCUUCUCUUCUUUGCCCUCCCAGCCCCCCCUCACCUCCCUCCUUUUUACAACUCUUAAUGUUUUUGUUUGUUCCACGUUGACAGUUCAAGAGGUGUAGGAGAUGCUGCUGGGGCUGCAGUCGGCCACCAGAGGGCCACUGAGGUCCCAGCCUGUAAGCAGUCGGUCUGUCAGGUCUGUCAGGAUGCCUUCACGUGUAUGGAAUCAGAUUUACGGAGCGCUACACGAUCAUCACUCUCACUGGACCAUUUGAUCGACCGGGAACAGAAAAGCUGUAGAUAAAACAGAAGCAACAAGCCUGAAGGAAACUCCACACGUGACCUGUGAAGUUACUUUUUACCUUUUAGAGGAACCGAAUCUCCAAUGCUAAAACUUUCCAACUGUAUGUGUCGUAUUUGUAAACAUGUUCCAUCCAUGUGCCGUUUCCUCCCUCUACACGUACACGCGUGACGCAGAAGUUUUAUCCAGUGGUUGAACCGUUUAACGUUGUAAUGUUUUAGAAAGUAGACCUACAGUAUAGUGGUGCUGCUGACAGGAAGUUCUCAUUUCAAACUUUGUCUUAAGUAGUCCCCCUCAGCAGGUGAAUGGUGUCUAUUUAAAUGUGCCAUCCUCGUAGCGUUGGUGUUGGAAAGUUACCAUAGGAAUUGCCAAAUUGAUUAUUUAUGUGUGUGAAACAUAAUUGGUAUUAUUCAGGAAAUGAUCAUCUAAAAACUGCUUCCAAUAAAUGCCUUGUCUCACACUGA
This is a messenger RNA of Epinephelus lanceolatus (giant grouper), 1824 nucleotides long. RefSeq names its product enolase-phosphatase 1 (gene enoph1). Lineage: Eukaryota; Metazoa; Chordata; Actinopteri; Perciformes; Serranidae. The record is from RefSeq and is a predicted model, not a curated record. Gene Ontology annotation, molecular function: magnesium ion binding; acireductone synthase activity.